CAGCGCCGGCGCAGCCAGCGGCAACAGAGGCAGAGCAAGGUAAAAUUUCGUUCCGAAGGCGCAAGGUAAAAUUUCAUUCCGUGGCGAGCAUUCGACGUGAGCGGACGUUUAGAGCGCGUGUGUGUCGUGGCGGCGAUAAGAGAACAAAGUGAGCAAAGUGUUAUCAGCAGCGGCGGCAAAAAUUCAAAAAAAUAAAAAGAAAUCAAAUACAUUACGAAAAAAAUUCCCCUUCAAAACAAAACAUAAUUCAGAAAUCCCCAACGAAAGCAAUUCAUCAAAUCAAAGUUCAUCAAAGUGCCAACCGAAAAGCGAAUAAAUAUCUAUCGAAUACAAUGCAGCGCCACAAAAAGUGCUACAAACUGUGUUAAAAAUCAUAAAUAAAUUAAAAGCAAAAAUUAUUAAAGAAUAUAAAUUAAAUAUAAAAUAUACUUAAAAUCUAUGUGUAAUCGAAUCGAAAAUGGCAGACGAACAAAUCGCUAAGAUGGAAGUUAAAGAAGCCGAAGAAGCUACAAAUAAAUGGAUUAAAGCCAGGCCAACAGCAGCCCAGCAGAUGCCGCUGCUGCUGUUUACUUUCCUCGUUUGGGCCACGUUCAGUCACCUGCCCGGGACGGAGGCCAGCUUGGAUAGCUUUGGAGUGGCCAGUCCUAGUUUGGACAAGGAUCCGUUGCGGGAGACCAGCAUGAAUAUGAUCCAGCGCAACUACAUGGUGAUGCACUCGGCCAGCGGAUCACCCAACUCCGGGGAUCACAGUCGCUCCCUGAAACGGGCCAACCUGGUCAACACCAACAUCACCUGCAACGACGGCACCCACGCCGGCUUCUACUUGCGGAAGCAGCCCAGUUCCAAGAAGUGGAUCGUCUUCCUGGAGGGCGGCUGGCAUUGCUUCGAUCUGAGGUCCUGCCGUGCCCGUUGGAUGCGACUGAGGCACCUCAUGACCUCCUCCCAGUGGCCAGAGACGAGAGAUGUUGGUGGAAUAUUGUCCCCGCAUCCCGAGGAGAAUCCCUACUGGCACAAUGCCAACCACGUGCUGAUCCCCUACUGCAGCAGUGAUUCCUGGUCCGGUACUCGCACCGAGCCAGUGACCACGGAUCCGGAGAACAGCUGGCGCUUCAUGGGUGCCCUGAUCCUGCGCCAGGUGAUUGCCGAACUGAUCCCCGUGGGCUUGGGUCGAGUUCCUGGUGGGGAACUCCUCCUAGUCGGCUCCUCAGCUGGAGGACUAGGUGUGAUGCUGAACUUGGAUCGGAUACGUAACUUUUUGGUCAACGAGAAGAAGCUGCAGAUCACGGUGAGAGGAGUGAGUGAUUCGGGUUGGUUUCUGGACAGAGAGCCCUAUACCCCAGCGGCGGUGGCCUCCAGCGAGGCAGUGCGCCAGGGCUGGAAACUGUGGCAGGGAUUGCUGCCGGAAGACUGCACCAAAGUCCAUCCCACAGAGCCCUGGAGGUGCUACUUUGGCUACAGACUCUAUCCGACACUUAAAACUCCUCUGUUUGUGUUCCAAUGGCUCUUCGAUGAGGCCCAAAUGCGGGCCGAUAAUGUGGGAGCUCCAGUGACCCGCCAGCAGUGGAACUACAUCCAUGAAAUGGGCGGAGCCCUGCGCUCCUCGCUGGAUAAUGUGAGUGCCGUGUUCGCGCCAAGCUGUAUCGGCCAUGCCGUAUUGUCCAAAAGGGACUGGGUCAACAUCAAAAUAGACGACAUAUCCCUGCCCUCGGCUCUGCGCUGCUGGGAGCACUCCACGCGCCGCAAGAGGCACGAUAAGCAGGUCAAGAGAUCCACGGAGGCAUCCACGGCGGUGUCCAGUCCGUCGCAGUCCACCCACCCCAACGGCCAAAGACACCAGAGGCAUCAGAGGCAGCGCCAGCAGAAACAGAAGCAGAACAAUGUGGCACGAACGGAAAACCAGCGGCGGCACAACCACCUCAGCAAGGAGGAGCGCGAGGAGCGGAAGCGCCUGCGUCAGGAGCAGCGCCAGCGACGCAAGCAGCGGCGUCGACAGCAGCAGCGCCGGCAGGAGCAGAAAAAUAAGAAAAACAACAACAGCCCCAAGUCCAACACGGGCAGCGAGCAGCGCAAGCAGCGACGCCGACAGCAACUGACACCGGAGCAGCGGCAGGAGCAGCGCAAACGGAGACGCAAGGCGCAGCAGCAGAACAUGGAGUCCAACAUGCAACAGGAGCAGCCCCAAGGCGUGGCCCUGGAGGCCCAGAAGGAGCCCCAGAAACGAAGAUCCUCCAAUAACGCCUCGGCCAGCACAAAGUCCAAGCGACGCCAGAGGGUGCCACGGGUGCCGGAGAAGUGCGCCUCCCGUCUGCUGGAACGCUGCAGCUGGCCGCAAUGCAACCACUCCUGCCCCACCCUCACGAACCCCCUGACCGGCGAGGAGAUGCGCUUUCUGGAGCUGCUCACGUCCUUCGGCAUGGACAUCGAGACAGUGGCCACCGCCCUGGGCGUGGAUAUGCACACGCUGAACAACAUGGAGCGGACGGAGCUGGUGAACCUGCUAACGCAGCAGGUUAGCUAGACUCGAUUGAUACCCUGUAAAUGAAGGUGGAUCGAUUUGAUGAAAUGGAGAAUUAAAAGGAUGGAAAAUAGGGCCUAGAGAUAUGGAAAGUUUGACCCAAAAUUUACUUAAUAUUUGAAACAAAAAAAUCUUAAAGCCUAAGCCUUGUAAAGAAAUCGAUCCAUUGUAUUGUAAAUAUCACGACCCUGUAUUAUAUAGUUUAUAGGUAGGGUCGCUUUGUAAAUAUCACACAUUAUAAUGCCCAAAAAAAAAAGAAGAAUGGAAAAAAAUCAGACACACCCACCCUCACAUACACCAUAAGUGGAGCUAUAGCUCCAAUUCCUAGAAAACACCAAGAAAAAAGACAUGCGCAUAGUACCCAGUAAUUAAGCUGAAUUUAUUUUUAGUAACACUCGAACUGCAGCUCGUAUUCGUAUUCACAUUGACAUUCGCACUCGAUAUAUAUAUAUAUUAUAUAUUUAUUCAUUCGCAUUCUGAUAUCACAAUCACAGAGAGAAAGUGAAAUCUGCUUAACGAGAAACUAAACACAAAUGCAACCACAAGACUGUUUUUAUGUUUUUAAUAUAUAUAUAUAUAUUUUGUACAAUAUAUAUGUAUAUGUCGAUACAUAGAGUUUAUAAAUGUAGGUUAUGACUAGAUAUGCUUAAUAAUCAUAAAUGUUUAUGUAAUUUAUUUGAUAAUUUAUGACCCGUUUAGGAUUUUACUGGAUUGUGUGUGGAAUCUAGACUGUUUCAAUUGCCCAAAAUGCAAAUGUUUUUUUUUUUUUAAUUUUUUUUUAUAUUGUUUAAUACCUACCUCAGAUCAGUAAGAAUGAAAUUGAUUAGCAGCUGCCUUCAUACAUACAUACAAAUAUUAUCAUUAUCAUUGCGUACCUGUGCAACGAAAAUCAAAUACUUAAUACUUAACUUAAUACCGCCCGCAUUCCGUUAAAACAAAACUUAAAUACAAAAGCAUGAAAACAAAAAUAAAAAAAUGCGAAAACCAGAAGCGAAGUGAACAAAUCGAAUAUUUAAUUGUAGCAAUGUUUUGUAAAGAAUUUCUAGAUAAAAACUAUUAACAUAAAUCACACAAAAAUAUGUAAUCUAGACAUAAUCAUUAUUUAGAAUAAGUCUGUACAGCAGUGGUUGAAGCUUAGUCCUAAGAAUUGUUAUGCUUAAACUUAAAAUAACUUUAAAAUUAUGCAACUCGAUGUAAUUCCCAAUCUAAUUCAUUUGUUACAGCUUUAGCUUUUGUUAGCAUUUUUCAAAUGAACUGGUUCCCAUUUUCGAAAAAAAUACAAAGUGAAAAAAAGGACAAUCAAUCAAAUAACUGAAAAUAAACCAGAAUGAUAAUUUUUUAAAUUU
Drosophila ananassae is the source of this 3861-nucleotide messenger RNA. It is a transcript of the gene Notum, whose product is annotated as palmitoleoyl-protein carboxylesterase NOTUM. NCBI's taxonomy places the organism in Eukaryota, Metazoa, Arthropoda, Insecta, Diptera, Drosophilidae. The record is from RefSeq and is a predicted model, not a curated record. The coding region runs from base 458 to 2518 and encodes 686 amino acids. Gene Ontology annotation, molecular function: hydrolase activity. The transcript is spliced from 4 exons.